AUGUCGAACUCCGUGCCCGCGAACGCGUCGACGGCGUGGGACGAGGACGAGGACGAGGACGCGCGCGACGACGGGUGUUCGGAGCCGGCGUCUUCGCUGGGGACGAGCGCGAAGACGUCUUCACUGCGAGCGAGACGGUCGCUUCCGGGUCUGCGCCUCCCAAACGAGGCUUUCGAUGACGACCGCGAGGAUGAGGGUGAACGAGAGAUUGAGAGUGGGCUCGCGGAGGCGCGAAACAACGACGCGCCGUUGCCCGCGGAUGGAUGGAUCCAACCGUGCUUCGCGUGUUCGAGAUUGACGUGGCAAAGCGUCACCGUCGCCGGGUUCAAAGUGUAUAGAUGCGCGACGUGUGGAGAAUCGUUUCGCGCCCGAGCGGCGGCGAUGGCUUCUCGGGGUGAGGGCGUGAGUGGGGACGAUGGCGAUGGCAAUAAAAGCGAAGUACUCGCGUCGCUCAUGAACAAGUUGCGCGACGUCGUCGAUCAAGUCGGUGGCGAACGUCUCAGGGGAUCCAUCGGUGUCGUGCAAGGAUCGGCACCAGAGUGA
Molecule: messenger RNA, 543 nt
Organism: Ostreococcus tauri
Lineage: Eukaryota; Viridiplantae; Chlorophyta; Mamiellophyceae; Mamiellales; Bathycoccaceae
Product: unnamed product
Exons: 1
Coding region: 1-543 (180 amino acids)
Source: RefSeq, a predicted model, not a curated record